AUGGUCUUGGAUCCCUCACCUGGCAGAGGCUGCUUUGCCCUGGCCAUUCUGCUGGCAAUUGUGGAGAACAAGCUUGGCCAAACAGUGAACUACACAGUAAUGGGAUUGAAACGACACCCCAAGUUUGGCCACAGUAAAGGUGCUCUCAGUUCAGGCUUCCUGCAAGAAAAGGUCUGGAUGAUGCUGGUCACCAGCCUAGUGGCCCUUCAAGGUAUGUUCAGAAGAGCUUUUAGCACCCCAAGAAAUGAGGGUGCUAUACCUUUAACAUCUUGAUUACUCUCCAGGAGAAGGGUGGAAAGGAAGCCCAGAGUGGGACAGGGAAAUGCUCCUUAGGCCCUGGCUGUCCACAUGAAAACAUCACACCAGGAUGAGGGCAAAAUCGGUCCAAAGGGACUAAAGACUUCAUACUAACUAGGGGAUGAUAGAUGAAUCAGACUUUCCAUUGGGUAGGAGGUCACACCCAUGAGGAAAGAAAGCCUGUGGGAGAGGCAAGCAAAUACAAAUACGUCUACUUACUGGAUGAACAGAGGGCUACAAGUUGAGGCAACAGA
This is a messenger RNA of Orcinus orca (killer whale), 551 nucleotides long. RefSeq names its product CD160 molecule (gene CD160). Lineage: Eukaryota; Metazoa; Chordata; Mammalia; Artiodactyla; Delphinidae. Gene Ontology annotation, cellular component: plasma membrane. Gene Ontology annotation, molecular function: transmembrane signaling receptor activity. The record is from RefSeq and is a predicted model, not a curated record. Gene Ontology annotation, biological process: regulation of adaptive immune response.